AUGGCAGCAGCAGAAGCAGAAGUCGCAGACGCGCUCUAUAACCUCCGCCUGAGCAUCAAAGCCAGCGCAACACCGAUCCUCACCACGAGCGCCGAACCCACACCAGGCGACACCGUCGCUGAUCUCGCCAUCGCAACACACGUGUCCUUCAAUACCGACUCUGGCGACCACAGGGUGUUUGCGCUAAAUACCCCUACGCGAUUUGCGCCAGAUGGCAAGGCGGUAGAUUUGCGCAGCUGCUACUUCGCGUGGCUGAACAAGGACGCUUCUGUUACGGAUUACUUCGCCGCUGUCCAGACGCUCAAUGAGGAGCUGCCGAGUGGCGCUGGAGGAAGUGUGCAGAAUCUGACGUUCGCGCAAAAGAUUGAGCUUAUUGCUUGGUUGAGUGGAGAGACGGAGAGCAGUGAUAGCAUUGCUGCCAUAGAUGGAGGUGCGUUGAGUGCGGCCGCUGGUGAUGCAGCGGCUAUUGCAGGCGGCAAGGGCGUUCCAGUCGAUGGAGGAAGAGGCGUCAUGGUAGGAGGCGCGGGCAAGAUGGUGGAUGCGCGGUUACUCCAGAUCUACGAUGGGGAGAGGAAGAUGGGAGACCACAAUAGUGUGUUAAGAGGAUCCAAGAACGUCGACUUCUCACCUUACCGCAAAAUCGCCAGUACAUUCCUUCGCUCCCGGCCCGACGCCAACAAACUCCCUGCUCCCCAGCCCGCCCUCGUCGCCAACCUCCAGAAACGUCCUCAGCGCCGUCUACAACCCAUCAUUCUCCUUUCCCCAUCAGCCUCCUCCCUCCUCCGCACCUCGAACGUAAAGACCUUCCUAAGCGACGGUAUCUUCGUCCCACCCAACACCACAGACUCGUCUAGCACAUCCGCCUCAGCAAACAUGAUCCAAAUUCAGCGUCUCAUCCCCUCCGUCUCCUCACAACCGUUGACCUUCAUCUGCGUCGAUUCCACCGCCAGCUUCAAACCCACAUACUGGAGCCGUGUAGUCGCCAUCUUCACUACAGGCCAGCUCUGGCAGUUCAAGAGCUACAAGUAUACCCAGCCGGCUGAGCUGUUUGCAAACUACCCAGGUAUAUUUGUUGGCUGGAGCUCGGAAGAGCCACCGGAGACGGUCAAGCAAUUGGGUAGAGGUGUGCUACCCGUGGGCGUGGAUAAGUGGACUGGCAGCGAAAAGGGCAGGUGGAGGGACAGAGAGGUUGUGGAGAGGAUUUGGGGCAGGAUUGAAGAGGGUAUGCGGAAGGGAGGGUGGACCAGAGAUGGACCUGGUUUGGCUGGCCAGCAGGGUCGAUAA
This is a messenger RNA of Alternaria atra, 1284 nucleotides long. RefSeq lists its product as uncharacterized. Gene Ontology annotation, molecular function: RNA polymerase II complex binding. The transcript is spliced from 2 exons. Gene Ontology annotation, biological process: transcription elongation by RNA polymerase II; positive regulation of transcription elongation by RNA polymerase II. The record is from RefSeq and is a predicted model, not a curated record. The coding region runs from base 1 to 1284 and encodes 427 amino acids. NCBI's taxonomy places the organism in Eukaryota, Fungi, Ascomycota, Dothideomycetes, Pleosporales, Pleosporaceae. Gene Ontology annotation, cellular component: Cdc73/Paf1 complex.